Molecule: messenger RNA, 1470 nt
Organism: Perca flavescens (yellow perch)
Lineage: Eukaryota; Metazoa; Chordata; Actinopteri; Perciformes; Percidae
Gene: ccdc12
Product: coiled-coil domain containing 12
Exons: 7
Coding region: 85-576 (163 amino acids)
Cellular component (GO): U2-type spliceosomal complex; post-mRNA release spliceosomal complex
Source: RefSeq, a predicted model, not a curated record
UGGGCUCGACGGUCGAUUUUACAUCCUCAGUCAGGAUCGGUAAUAGAUUUCCGAGAGCAUUGAGCAGUGUGCAGAGACAAAAACAUGGAGCGAAAUGUUGGGUCACUACAGGAGCAGGCCCUGAAGAGAAAGGAGAGGCUAAAAGCAAUACGAGAAAAACAACUUUAUGGGCGAGAGCAAGAAGAUGGGGAGCCAGAGAACAAAAAAGCUUCACUAGAGGAGACUAAUGAAGAAAAGCACAGAGAGCUGAAGCUGAGGAAUUACACUCCAGAGGAUGACGAGCUGAAGGGGAGGCAGGUGCCCAAAGCCAAACCUGCAUCAGUGGAGGAUAAAGUAAAAGACCAGUUAGAGGCAGCUAAUCCAGAGCCCAUCAUUGAAGAAGUGGAUUUGGCCAACCUCGCCCCAAGAAAGCCAGAUUGGGAUCUAAAGCGUGAUGUGGCAAAGAAACUGGAGAAGUUGGAGAGGAGAACACAGAGAGCAAUCGCCGAGCUCAUCCGGGAUCGUCUCCGAGGCAGUGAGGAGGAGUUGGCCGGAGCGGUGGGGGCAGUAGGACCGGAGGAGGGAGACUCGGACUAAAUCCCAACAGAUACAUCCCUACAGAGGGAUGGCCUCGUUUUACUGGGACUGUACUGUCACAUAUGUGUUGUGCUCAAAGAGACGGCUACUUUUAUCGCCGCAGGGAGUAAAAUGUUUUCUGUCAGGUCUUUAUAUUCCCUUUGUGAGGCCUGCCUUGCAUCAUUGUAUUAUUACAAAUGAAUAUGUAGUAGUACAAUCUGUAACAUCAAUAUUUUGUUGUAAUAUUUUUUAUUUUCAAGUAAAAUAAUGUCAAUUUUUCAAAAGCCUGAUUAUAAUCAUGAAUUUUGCCUUUAUUUGAAAGUAGGGGUGUACGAUUUGGAUAAAAUCAUAUCACGGCAUAUGUAAUAUAUCAUGAUAUAGAUAUAUAUUGUAAAAUAGUACAGUAUGGAAAGAAAUACUUCAUCACAGUGACACAAAAACAUAAAAUAAUAAAGUAAUGAAUUAAAAAACAUAAGUAUUUUCAUAAAGCAGUCCUACCCAUUUGAUUGCCAAAUUGGCAAAAAUGGCCUCCUACAUCCAGAGACGUUCAAGGGAUAGCUGUUGCUGUUACGUGUCACGCCUAAUUAUUUAAUUGUUUUGCCGCGGAGCAUCCAAUAAGACAAAAGAUACUUUUUAAAUACAUCACAUUUAUUCAGAAAAUCUGAAAAUGCACUCUCUAGUCAUAAUCAAUUGACCCCUAUGUACUCAUGAUAGUUACUGUAACAUUAAUGACUUGCUACUUUUGAAUCAAUGUAGCUUUGAUCCAAUGGGUGAUAAAUAGAGGAACAAUGAACAGAUAACAAUAUGCUGUUUUUGGUAUGACAUACUAGUGAUAUAUAUUGCAAGCACCUAAAUACCUGUUCUGAACUUAAAUGCUCCAUUAUUCCACAAUAAAGUGCAUCUUCUGUCCACAUA